Messenger RNA from Rasamsonia emersonii CBS 393.64, 1311 nucleotides. RefSeq lists its product as uncharacterized. The record is from RefSeq and is a predicted model, not a curated record. NCBI's taxonomy places the organism in Eukaryota, Fungi, Ascomycota, Eurotiomycetes, Eurotiales, Trichocomaceae. The transcript has 2 exons. Bases 1 to 1311 code for a protein of 436 amino acids.
AUGUCUCCUGCUCGAGUCCUUGAGCCCACGGAGCAGGACCAGCAGCUCCAGACGUUGGCUAGAGCCUUGGAUGCUCUCCUGCUAACUGCCCAACAGCUGAGCUUGAAAGAACAGGACCUGCAACGGAGGGUCAAAUCGGGAGUCGCAAUUGCGGCGGUGACGUAUAAGCAUGUAUUAGCUGAUGAGAUGUUAUCUACUGAUUUAUACAAUCCUUGCACGAUGACCCUUGAAAGAAAGCCGGCUAACUCAAAAGUUUGCCAACAGUACGUGAAGUUGGCCAACCGUGUCAACGGUGGUUCCACUUCUGAUGAGGAUGCUAUUUCUCAGAAAAUCCUCUAUGGUGACUCCGAAUCGAGCUCCAGAUUGGAUUCUUCAUUGAAUCCCCUCGAUGUUGUCAAUCAACUUCGAGAUUCUGGACAUGUCGAAGGCGGAAUGCUUGAUGCCAUAACAGCCGGAGUGAAGUGUGCGAAAACUAUAACAGAACUACGGAAUGGUAAUGGCCUUGAUGUCAGAUCUAAUCCAUGUCUUGUCGCAGCGAAUGCCAGCAGGUCGUCUGCUCUUGAGCGGGACUUCACUACCAAUGGCGUCCGAGGAAGCCUACAGUGUCCUUUCGCCAAAACUGCCGACAAACAAGAGUCCACCAGUGGGACUCGCGAUGAUCGCAAUAACCAGGCAAAUAGUACGUGUGAAUAUGAUCCUAUCAAGGCUGAGUUCAGCCAAGAUCGAGUUUCCAGCACUGGCAUCUCAAGUAGAUCGUCGGUGGCCCGUUGUCCUAUCAGGUAUCUUGGCCAGCACUCUCCGGAAGAAGUUGCUCAGUUUUUCGAGAAUCACAAACAUGAGAUUCCUCGAAGUCACGCAGUCUGUAUCAAGCGGUAUCAGAAAGACGUGAGCACCAUGCGACAGAUUGAUGCCAAAUAUGGUAAUAGCUUGGUCGACAUGAUUCAAGGCCUUGGCAAGAAACAUAAACCUUUCUUGUCGAAUCAUGUGCCAAACGGUGCGCCUGAUACCAGCUCCACAUCGGCUGAGCGUGUCGAAAAGUGGGCAGAAGAUGUUAGUUCAAAAUCCCCGCAUCCGGGGUCAUUGACCCCCGUCGAAGAGGAUACAGCGGAGGAACGGGGCGAUCGAACAAGUCGCUUCGAAAGACCACUCCGCGAGAUCCGAGUUGGUGAAUCCCCAAGUCGGCCUUGGGGUAUUCCUGUACCCAUCUCCCAUCAGCCUCCUCCAAGCGCUGUCAAUAGCCCAGUUGCUGCUGUUCCUGGUCACGCGUCCAACGGCUCACCUGAAAUAAAGAGCCGAUGGAGAGUGAUGUAA